AUGCCCCAUAGACAGUGGACUUUGAAACGCGCGGAUGGUCAGGCUUUUGUGCGUCUGUGCGUUUUGGAGGUGCGAUUAGGAUACACCUUUUUGGAGUGGGGAUCGCCGCGUGAGGAAAUACUAUCAACAAAAAAUGAUGCAAUACUGGAUGGAGCGUUUGGGGUGAUUCCCGGACAAGGACACGAAGUGGAGGGCUGCGAGUGUUCUGUAAUCCUGAAAAAGGAGCUGUCGUCGCUGUGCAAAGAGUCCAGGAACUGCAGGGAGUACAAGUAUUAG
Molecule: messenger RNA, 276 nt
Organism: Knipowitschia caucasica
Lineage: Eukaryota; Metazoa; Chordata; Actinopteri; Gobiiformes; Gobiidae
Source: the annotation of a GenBank genome assembly